CAGCCGAGUGGGAAAAUGGCGGCCGAGGCCACAACGCUAAGGGAGGGAGCGGCGGGGCUUGAAUCCGCGCCCUUCCUGAAGCGCUACCUAGCCCGUUUUAGCGCCCUGCGGCUUGGGGGCGACGCCAGCCAGGUCCCGGGAGGCGACAGCGGCCGCCGCACUGAGCUCCACCUGCUCUUCGACCAGCUCAUCUCCGAGACUUGCGGGCCGGGGGGAGCGGGGCCGGGGGCGCCGAGGCCGGAGGAUGUCUGUGAACUACUCGUUCAGGCUUGCAAGCUUGUCCAACUUAAUCAAGAACAUCUUGUCAACAAAGUUUGCCAGCUGAUUCAUCACUUGCUUAACAGAUUUCCGGUUAUAGUUGAUGAGGAGAGUCUGAAAUACCUUCUGCCUUAUUUUAUCUCUGCGCUGAAGCAGUGCAGCACUUGGACGCAUGUUGAAAUCCUGCAGGCCUUGGCAGCUUCUGUCUACAACACUGGAUCUAAGUGCCAAAAGUAUCUUCCGGAUUUGCUGGGAGAAAAUGGACUUCUGGUGCAACUUAGCAGCCCUGCUCAGACUGACACCGAGCUCAAGAGGGCCGCAGUGCUUGGCAUGGCAAAUCUCUGCCUCAGCACACCUGGGCAAUCAUGUUUGGAGGAACCUUACAGAGAACUCUGCUUUCAGACUUUCCUUAGUGUCUUACAGUCUUCAAAAGGAUCUGGGGUGGAUGACAUCACCUUUUGCAUGUUGCUGCAGAACGCCUUGAAAGGAAUCCAGUUACUCUUAAAUGGUGGGAAGAUGAAGUUGACACAAACUGAUCAUCUGGGUUCCCUUCUUGCUGUAUUAAAGAAGUGCAUGUUCCAUGGGCUUCCUGGACUGAACAUAGAAAUGCCAGCCGUUUUGUAUCCAGCAUUACUUCCUCAAUAUGACAGCAGGUCACUGGACAAGCAGGAGAAGUCAGACCUGAGAAAUGCUAAAAUGACUGGGAGCAGGAAGAAAAAGCCCAAAGGGAAACAGAAGAAGGGAAAGUUGGAAGAAGAGCUGAAAGGGCAGCCGGAAAGUGACAGAGGAGGUAAACUAGAGAAGCAGAAGUUACAUGGAGAUGCACUGCAAGAUCCUGAUUCAGAUGUCUGGAAUCGAGCUUCCAGUGACAUACACUCGUCAUUUGGGAAUGACCAUUUACCUCUGAGUGCUUUGGGCUGGAAAAGAAUUAGCAGCAGUGACUCGGAGUAUUCUGAUGCUGAAGGGGGGAUGCAGAGUAAAACAAGGUCUUUCCAAGCUAAAGUUCGUCAAGGGGCUUUAACUUGCUUCCUUUCCACUGUGAAAUCGAUAGAGAAGAAAGUCCUCUAUGGUUACUGGUCAGCGUUCGUUCCUGAUGUGCCUGGAAUAGGAAGCCCACAGUCUGUAUCCUUGAUGACUAUUGCUUUAAAAGAUCCUUCUCCAAAGACACGGGCUUGUGCCCUCCAAGUUCUCUCAGCCAUCUUGGAAGGCUCCAAGCAGUUCCUUUCCAUUGCUGAAGAUGCAGUUGAUCACAGGAGAGCCUUCACACCCUUCUCGGUUUCCAUUGCAUCCAGCAUCCGAGAGCUCCACCGCUGUCUGCUGCUGGCCUUGGUGGCUGAAUCCUCUUCCCAGACACUCACCCAAAUAAUCAAGUGCCUUGCCAAUCUGGUAUCGAAUGCGCCAUACAGCCGUCUAAAGCCUGGGCUGCUGACAAGAGUAUGGCACCAGAUAAAGCCAUACAUUAGACACAAAGAUGUUAACGUUCGAGUGUUAAGCCUCACACUGCUAGGAGCCAUUGUGUCGGCUCAGGCUCCUUUGCCGGAGGUUCGCCACCUUUUGCAGCAGCCCAGCUCUUCAGGGUACAGUGAUGGCAGAUCUGCCAUACCGCAUUCAGCUACACACUCUGGAGUACCUGAAUGGCGCAAAGAAGCCCCAGCAGCUCCAGGAGAGGAGUCCCUUGCUGUGGGGAACGAACCAGCAGAGCCCUGCUGGCUCCUAAAUCUCUGCAUCUCUCUGGUUGUGAUGCCCAAGGAAGACAGCUACUCAGAUAGCGACACCGGCUGCCUGCCAGCCACAAGCAUAUACGAACCCUCUCCAGUUCGGCUGGAGUCCUUGCAGGUCCUAGCCCUACUUGUCAAGGGGUAUUUCUCAGUCUCCCAGAGCUAUCUACUAGAGCUUGGUGAAGUGGCUUGUAAGUGCAUGGAGGAAACAGAUCCAUCCAUCCAGCUCCACGGGGCAAAGCUCCUGGAUGAGCUUGGUGUUGGUAUAAUACAGCAGCACAAGUCAGAUGAGGCUGUCACUGCAGAUCAACGGGUGCCUGUCGACCUGGUUGUAACAUUCUGGACUAGAAUGCUGAAUGGACCCUUACUGGGCGCACUCCAAAAUGCCCAACAUCCAACACUUCAGACUAGCUCUUGCAAUGCUCUCUCUUCCAUCUUACCAGAAGCUUUCAGUCGUCUCCCGGACGACAAGCAAAUCCUCUGCAUCACUAUUCUUCUUGGGCUCAACCACAGUGAGAAUCCACUGGUGAAAGCUGCUGCCGCUCGUGCACUUGGGGUCUACAUUGUCUUCCCGUCUCUCCAGCAGGAUGUGAUGUUCGUUGCGGACACAGCCAACGCAAUCCUGGAUUCCCUCUGUGACAGUUCUCCAAACGUCCGUGCCAAAGCAGCUUGGUCCUUGGGCAACCUGACAGACACUCUGAUCAUCAACAUGGAGUUGUUGGGGCAAAGUUUCCAGGAUGAAUUCUCAGACUUGCUGCUUCUGAAAAUGUUGCGGUCAGCAACUGAUGCAUCAAAGGACAAAGACAAGGUGAAAAGCAAUGCUGUCCGUGCCCUUGGAAACCUCCUUCAUUUUCUGCAGCCAUCUCAGAUUGCUAAUCCCAGGUUCAGCCAACCCAUUGAGGAAUCCGUACAUGCCUUGAUCUCUACAGUGCAGAGUGAAAAUAGAAUGAAGGUCUGCUGGAACGCCUGCUACGCACUCGGGAACGUCUUCAAAAAUCCUGCCUUGCCGCUGGGAGAAGCCCUUUGGACUGCCCAGGCCUAUAACGCCCUUACCUCUGUUGUCAAGUCCUGCAAGAAUUUCAAAGUCCGCAUCAAAUCAGCCGCGGCCCUCUCGGUGCCAGCCAAAAGGAAGUGCUAUGGGACCCCUGAACAGUUCUCCCAGAUCUGGAGUGCGUUGGUCGUGGCCUUGCAGAGAAGCGAGGAGGCCCAAGACUUCCUGGAGUUCAAGUACAGCGCCAGCCUGAGGACACAGCUCUGCCACGCUCUGCUUCAUUUGCUGAGCCUGGCAGACGAGGUGGACCUGCCGGCCAUCGAAAAGGCGGUGGCUGAGCAUGGAGAAGUAAUUGGAUCCUACAUGUUGCAGUAUUUGGAAUCUGGAGUUUCCGAAGAGGAAGUGGGGAUAGGUGAGAAUUUUACCGAAAGGAGCAAAUUCCUGGAAAGGGCUGUUGAGCAUGUGCGGAGUAUCGAGGAGCUGUUGGAAGGAUGCCCGAAGAAAAAGGGGACAGUAGCUUAUCUAGAAGACAUAUUGGAAUCCUACAACAGUGCCACAGGACUCUCAGAAGCUUAAAGGAAUGUGGCCUAAGCAGAGGGCAUCUUGUUGGGUGCUGCAAAAGGCAGCUUUGCUGUUGGCAAUAUAAAACUGCCUUGAGUCUUCCUGUUAGCGAUCUUAGACAUGACUGCCUUGGUCCCUCAGAAGCAGUAGCAGCACACAGCGAGUAAAAUCAAGCCCCUUUCUGUAGACGAGUCAGUGCACUUUGACAUGGAUGGGGCAGACUUUCAGGUUACUAAGAAUUCUUUCCCCAAGUGGGGAGCGCAAUGGUGGAAGAUACAGGCAUUAAAGGAAAGGGAAGAGAUAGCAGAGUGUCCAAUACUGUCAGGGAAAAGGGGAGUUAAAUGCCAAACACAAAUUCAUAUCAAAUAAAAAGAACCUGGUAAGUAAGAUUCUCAGUCACCAACUCUGUUCUGACGAAAAAUAAAUGGGUCAUGUGCUUAAUAAU
Lacerta agilis (Sand lizard) is the source of this 3973-nucleotide messenger RNA. It is a transcript of the gene HEATR6, whose product is annotated as HEAT repeat containing 6. Bases 16 to 3543 code for a protein of 1175 amino acids. Lineage: Eukaryota; Metazoa; Chordata; Lepidosauria; Squamata; Lacertidae. The record is from RefSeq and is a predicted model, not a curated record. The transcript has 20 exons.